Molecule: messenger RNA, 3805 nt
Organism: Danio aesculapii
Lineage: Eukaryota; Metazoa; Chordata; Actinopteri; Cypriniformes; Danionidae
Gene: map2k2b
Product: mitogen-activated protein kinase kinase 2b
Exons: 11
Coding region: 467-1654 (395 amino acids)
Biological process (GO): protein phosphorylation
Molecular function (GO): ATP binding; protein kinase activity
Source: RefSeq, a predicted model, not a curated record
AUAAAAGUGGAUUAUAAUAAUACAAAGGAUCUGACUACAUCAAGAUUAGACAUUUCUGCUUUUAGUGUUUCUUUUAUAUCCAUAUAAUCACAUUAACGUCAUUAUCAGAGCGAAUAAUAUUAAUAUAAAGUAUCUGACUCAACCAGAACAGACAUUUCUGCUAUUAAUAUUUCAAAUGUGAUUUACUAAAUCCAUAUAAUCACAUUAAAGUCAAUAUAAAAGUGAGUUAUAUUAAUAUAAAGUAUCUGGAUCAAUCACAGUAGACAUUUCUGCUAUUAAUGUUUUUUAAAUGUGAAUAGUCCUAAUGAUGAACAGAUCUGGAAAGUGAAUAGAUUAUGGAGUUUUGGACUUUUUCUUGAAUCAGACUGAUCUAAACUCUCGAUCAGCUCGAUGACCGGCUGUAGACUAGAGUCUCUGUUGAGUAAAGCUCAGUCUGAGCUCAUCUGCUAAGAUUAAAACAUCAGCAAUGGCUCCCAAAAAGAGACCGGAUCCUAUAGUUAUAACUGGAAGCGGAGAAGCACAGACGACCUCCACGCCCAUAGAUGCUGCAUCAGAAGCGAAUCUUGAAGCCCUGCAGAAGAAGCUGGAUGAGCUGGAUUUGGAUGAGCAGCAGAAGAAGCGUCUGGAAGCUUUCCUCACGCAGAAAGCCAAUCUGGGAGAGCUGAAGGAUGAUGAUUUCCAGCAUAUCUGUGAGCUGGGGGCUGGAAACGGAGGAGUGGUUAAUAAAGUGUGCCACAAACCCUCUGGUCUCGUCAUGGCCCGGAAGUUAAUUCACCUGGAGAUCAAGCCGGCCAUCAGGCAUCAGAUCAUCAGAGAGCUGCAGGUCCUGCAUGAGUGUAACUCGCCGUACAUUGUGGGCUUUUACGGCGCAUUUUACAGCGAUGGCGAGAUUAGUAUCUGUAUGGAGAACAUGGAUGGCGGCUCGUUGGAUCAGGUCCUGAAAGAGGCUCGCAGAAUCCCAGAGGAGAUUUUGGGAAAAGUCAGCAUAGCUGUUUUAAGAGGUCUCGCUUACCUUCGAGAAAAGCACCAGAUUAUUCACAGAGAUGUGAAACCCUCAAAUAUUCUGGUAAACUGUCGCGGGGAGAUCAAGCUGUGUGACUUCGGUGUGAGCGGGCAGCUGAUCGACUCCAUGGCCAACUCUUUUGUAGGAACGCGCUCGUACAUGUCGCCGGAGCGGUUGCAGGGCACGCAUUACUCAGUUCAGUCAGACGUGUGGAGUAUGGGUCUCUCUCUGGUGGAGCUCGCCAUCGGCCGAUACCCCAUUCCUCCACCCGACGCAAAGGAGCUGGAGGGCAUCUUCGGCAGGGCACUGAUGGAUGUUGGAGAGGCAGAAACACACAGCACUUCUCCUCGACCCAGACCACCCGGCAGACCCGUCAGCGGUCAUGGGCCGGUCAUGGCUAUAUUUGAGCUGCUGGAUUAUAUAGUCAAUGAGCCUCCUCCUAAACUGCCUCAUGGCGUCUUCACUCCUGAUUUCCAGGACUUUGUGACCAAUUGUCUUAUUAAAAACCCUGCAGACCGAGCGGACCUGAAGAUGCUGAUGAAUCACACAUUCAUCAAACGCGCCGAGGUGGAGGAGAUGGACUUCGCUGGAUGGUUGUGUAAAACAAUGGGUCUCAAUCAGCCCAACACACCCACACAAACAACUGAAUGACAGACACACACACACUAUAUAUAUAUAUGAACAUUUGAAUGACACACACACACACACAUUCAUAUGAACAACUGAAUGACACACACGCAUAUAUAUAUAUAUAUAUAUAUACAUACAAAUAUUUGAAUGACACACACACGCAUACAUAUAAACAACUGAAUGACAUACACACACAUACAUACAUAUGAAUGACUGACACACACGCACCUGAGCGUCACGUUUCCCCUGCAGAACACAAAUGUUUACAGCUGAUCUGAUGGAGCACAUGCAGAGCUGCUUAUUUUACACUUCUGCUACCACACACACAUGGGUGAAUAUCAUGAAAUGCACUCUUAUAUGUCAUGAGUGUGAUUUCUGUCAUAAUGCUUUAGGAUAUUUGUCUCAUUGUAAUGAGGAAAAACAGUCAAUUAGUAAUCGUUGCACUGCGUUGAUUAAUAAUUGUCAAUUUUCCUCUGCAUAGUCUUAUUUUAGUACCACGAUUACAGUAACAUUUGUACUGUAAUGCAUAAAAUUAGCACAUUUUCUGAUAUGAAUGAAUCGAUAAAGUUUAAAAGAAUUGGGCUCAUUUGGAUUCAAAGUGUGGUGAUGCAAACACACCCUGGUCCUAAAAUAAACUGGCUUUUUAAGCAAAUUAUCCUUUAUUUUUCUCUCACGAGCGUCAGUUAUGCAUUAAUAACUACAGAAAUAUUUCAGAUUCACUCAUGUGCGCAUCCAGACACACUUCAGUUCUUCAUUUGGAAAUAAAUAAGUGCAUUUGUGGCUCAGUAUUUCUGUCCUGUUUUCCAAUAUAAACAUCUAAACUUUAUUAAGUCAAGAUGCAUUAACUGAUAAAGCAAAAUGAGUGAUGUUGAUUAACAAAAGAAGACAAAUUAAGGGAUUUUUAUGCUUUGAUUGAGAAAUAUAUCUGUCAGUGGUGUCAAAAAUGGCACAAUAAAUACACACACUACCUGACAAAGGUCUCGUCGCCUAUCCAAGUUUUAGGAUCAACAAAUAAUAACUCGACUUCUAGUUGGUCAUUUGGUAUCAGAAGUGGCUUAAAUGAAAGGUAAAGGCCUCUAGAUGAGGCUUAUUUGAGCACAAUAAAACCUGAUCAUGUCUUGAUUAUGAAUGAUUUGAUUAGGACAGUAAGGUCUGACUCUGCUUAGACUAAAGUCUGCUCACUGAACCUUCAAUAAUGUCCAGUAUAGAAUAUGUGCUCAUGCUGCAGUGGAAACAGAAUGAAUAUUGUGUCUGACUCCAUCAUGAGCUUGGAGGACUGCAUCCAUACAUCUCUGCAAUGACUCAAAUCACUGAUUAAUAAAGUCAUCUGGAAUGGCAAAGAAAGCCUUCUUGCAGGACUUUUGGUUCCACUUCAACGCCGCCUCCAUUUUACCUCAGACAUGCUCAAUAAUGUUUAUGUCUGGUGACUGGGCUGGCCAAUCCUGGAGCACCUUGACCUUCUUUGCUUUCAGGAGCUUUGAUGUGGAGGCUGAAGUAUGAGGAGCGCUAUCCUGCUGGAGAAUUUGCCCUCUCCUGUGGUUUGUAAUGUAAUGGGCAGCACAAAUCUCUUGAUACCUCAGGCUGUUGAUGUUGAUCAUCCACUCUGCAGAUCUCUCACACGCCCCAUACUGAAUGUAACCCUAAACCAUGAUUUCUCCUUCACCAAACUUGACUGAUACUAUGAGAAUCUUGGCUCCAUGCUGGUUCCAGUAGGUCUUCUGCAGUAUUAGUGAGGAUUGGGAUGCAGUUCAACAGAUGAUUCAGCAGAGAAAUACACCUUCUGCCACGUUUCCAGAUGAUCAACUAGAAGUCAAGUUAUUAUUUGUUGCUCUUACAACUGGUAUCAACGACAAGACUUAUGUCAGGUAGUGUAUAUUUGCACUCAUUUUAAGCGUACAUUUGCAUAAUUUUGAUUCACUUUUGAGUUAUUUUGGUUGUCAAAUAAAUGUACUUGACUUCAUAACAUUUAGAUUUUUGUAAUGAAGAAUGCAAGAGUCCUUAAGUAAAAAACUCUACUUUUUUCUGUGCACUUUCAUGUGUAAUGGAGCUAUUCUAUACAUCAGGAAAUCAACACCAUCACUGUUCGGAUUAUUUCUGUAUGUUCAUAAAUGUGGCCUACAGACAGAUGUUGCUUUACAACUCAAUAAAGUGAUUGUAGAGGGGUGUACCGCU